Alternaria ethzedia is the source of this 675-nucleotide messenger RNA. RefSeq lists its product as uncharacterized. Bases 1 to 675 code for a protein of 224 amino acids. The record is from RefSeq and is a predicted model, not a curated record. Lineage: Eukaryota; Fungi; Ascomycota; Dothideomycetes; Pleosporales; Pleosporaceae. Gene Ontology annotation, biological process: box C/D snoRNP assembly. The transcript has 2 exons.
AUGUCGCCAUACGUCCACGAAGCCGUCGCGCACCGCAGCAAACGCGUGCGCUUCUCCAACGAGCCUGAGUCCUCGCCGCCCUCGAUAUCCUCUGACUCCGCCCUCGCGUCGACAAACGCUGCAGACGAUUCUACCACGAAUGCAAGCGACUUUGGCACCUCGGAUAGCGACAGCGAACUAUCCGAAUCGAGCGAAGAGCCCAGCAGCGACGAGAGCUCAAGCGAGGAGGAAGACGACGAUGGCGAGGACACAGAGAUGGAGCUUGAAGAGCCACAAUCACAAGAUGGCGUCGUAAACCUCCGCGCCAACAGAGGCACGAAGCCGAUUAUGAAGUUGGGCAACGAAGAUCUAGGACCAGACAUUCGCGGCUUCCUCAAAGACUUUCUGCCGCAGUUGAAGGCUGCGAACGAGGAGCUGGAGGCGCAGAAGAAGGCCGGGACGCUGAAGAGUCUGGAAUCUGUAGAGGGACAGGACGAGGGCGAGCCGUAUAUUGAGAUGGACCUCGGACUAGGUGUUCUCGAAGAAAAAGACCCGAACGCGGACAGCGACAAGGACAGCGCGAGCGAUGCGGAAGACAGCGAUAAGGAAAAGGAUGUGUUGGGCAAGCUGAUGGGGCGCGAGAAGAGAGAUCCUGCGAGCAUCGAGGUCGUGCAAAACACAACAGAGUCAACAUGA